GUGACGUCAGCCUUCCGACCCAGCGCACAAUCCGAGCGCUCUGGAGCCGAAUGGAAUCGGAGCUGUUACAUUCAGCAUAGCCAUUAGCCAAGCUACUGCCUCGGCGCUGCCGACUCGGCAAUUCACCAAAAAUUUAUUUUCCUAUUUGUUUUAACCCUCAUACUAUAUUGUCCCUCCUUGGGUAGAGCGUAGAAUUCAUAAAUCUGGUUUGUCUGCUCCGGUUUUCAUUGCACUCAACUUUUGUGAAGCGGGUUUGCCGGGACGUUGGGAAACUGUAUGGGCUGAGAUGAAGAGUCUUAAAGCGAAGUUCCGCAAGAGUGAUGCUCAUGAGUGGAGUAAGACGGACGAGCGGUUGCUCAGCGCGGUGGAACACGGCGAAGCCGACAAAGUCUCCGCCCUCCUCGCCAAGAAGGGCACCAGCACGGCCAAGCCGGACAGCGAGGGCCGCACCGUGCUGCAUGCGGCGGCCGCACGCGGACAGGCAGAGUGCCUGGCCCUCAUCCUGGCGCACGGAGGCGACGCUUCGCUGACGGACAGCUCCGGGUGCAGCGCUCUACACCUCUCUGCCAAACACAGCCACCAGGACUGUGCCAAGAAGCUGAUUCAGAGUAAGUGUGCCGUCGACCUGCUGGACGGUGCCGGGAGGACUGCUCUGCACCACGCAGCUGCCAGUGGGAGUGUCCUCAUCGCUCAGCUUCUCUGUGAGCACAAGAGUCCUGUGAACCUGAAGGAUGCGGAGGGCUUCACUCCCUUGCUGCUCUCCGCUCGUCAUGCCCAUGCGGACGUGUGCAGGGUCCUGAUCGACUGGGGAGCUGAUAUCAACACCUGCGACAAGACUGGCAGGUCUGCGGUGAUGUUGGCCAGUGAGAGCAGCAGUGUAGCAGCGGUGGAGGUGUUGGUUCAGAGGGGAGCCGGGCUACAGAUUGUGGACUCUCUGGGUCAUGACGUGCUGCACUACGCUAAGCUGUCGGGCAGUGCUGAGAUCAAAGCCCUGCUCACCCACGCACUCCAGGGCCUCAGGAAGGACUCCGAUACGAUGUCACCGAAGCCACUGCAGCAUGAUCAGGUGGGAGACCGGAGUGCCACUCCCAAAAAGCGGAAAGCCCCGCCCCCUCCUAUUAGCCCCAUUCAGAGUCCUCCGCUGUCUGAAAUGGCGUCUCCGCCUUACCUGACCCCGAGCCAAACUCCCGUGUCCAGUAAAAGUACACCCAGGAAAUUUAAUUACCAGGAGGAUGAACUGAAGAGCGCGGUGCUGAGGGAUGAGGUCGAGAAGCUGCAGGAGGAGAAGAGCAUGCUGCUGGAGACCAUUGAGGAUCUGAAGCAGAUCGUGGAUCAAACGCAGCCCAAGGCGGGAGAUUGUGGGAAUGAGGAGCCGUCUUUGGUGGCGACGCUGCAUGCGAAGAUCGCGGCCCUCUCUCUGGAAAACCAGCAGCUUGCGCACAUCCUGAAGGUGAGUCUCAAAGCCCUCUCUCUGGAAAACCAGCAGCUUGCGCACAUCCUGAAGAAACGGCAGGGCGACUCCCGGCCCCACAGCGUCGUCUCCAACGCCUCCUUCCACUCCACCCACGACGACUUCGACCCCCCCAGCCUGGCCCGGCCCCCCACGCAGGACGAGGACGGUGUGUUCUCCUCCGUGAAGCAGGAUGAGGAGCAGGGGAAGGGAGGGGGGGGCGAGGAGGAGAUCGGGCUGCUCAGGGAGGCUCUGCGGGAGUCCCAGCAGGAGAACCUCGCCCUGCAGGCCCUCCUCACCCCCGCCCCCGGGGAGGCAGAGCUCCAGGCCCGGGCCCUCCAGGCUGAGGGCCGGUACCAGGAGGCACAGAGGGAGGUGCAGAACCUGCGGCUGGAGCUGAGCAGGGGCGAGGACGCCGCGGGGCAGAAGGAGGCCCUGGAGCAGGAGGUGCAGGUGUUGCGCGAGCAGCGGGAGCGAGACGGGGAGCGGAUCCGGGCCCUGGAGGGAGAGGUGGGCGGGGCGGCGACCCCUCAGGAGAUGGAGGAGCUGAAGACCUCCCACGCCGCCCUGCUGGAGAGCCUGGCCCAGGAGAAGGCCCAGCUGGCCAGCCGCUACCAGGAGGCGCAGGAGGAGGUGAAGAUGCUGCAGGAGGCGCUGAGGGGCACAGUGCCUGUGGAGGCCGCGGCCCGCGACUUUGAGGAGAUGAAGGCGGAGCUCGGGAGCGUGAUUGACGGGCUGCAGCAGCGGCUGGUGGAGCUGUCGCACUCCUACAGCGAGGCCAAGGCCGAUCUCAGCUCCGCCCUCUCCCAGCUGCAGGCCCCGCCCCCCCCGGAGCUGCCCGCCCUGCGGCGGCAGGCCGAGGAGGCCCAGGCCCAGAGAGCCGCUGCCCUGCAGCAGAUCGCCCUCCUCAGGCGGGAGGCUGAAGCGCAGGCCAAGAGCAGCAUGCCGCUGGCUGACCACACCCAGGUGGUGACGUCACUGGGCUCCGCCCUGAAAGAGGCGGAGUCCCGGGCGGAGGAGAUGAGGGAGCGUCUGGCGGAGAAGGCGCUCCAGGUGGAGGCGCUCCAGAACCGGCUCACCGUGGAGAAGGACGCCACGCCUGACGAUUCGGUGUCCCGCCUGGAGCACCAGCAGAUGAGGGAGUCGCUGGAGGCCGAGGUGUCCCAGCUCACCCUGCUGCUGCAGGACGCCCUGAGGAAGCAGGACGACAUGGCGCUGGAGAUGGCGGCCGCCUGCCAGGAGGUGCGGGACGGCAGGAGCGCCCGGGAGGCGCUGCAGGAGCAGCUGGAGGCCGGCGAGCGCCACAGAGACCAGCUCCAGGAGACGGUCUCUGGCCUGAGGGCCCGCACAGCAGCGCUGCUCUCCUCUGAGCAGGACCAGAAGAAGAAGAUCGAGGAGCUGAAUAAGGAGGUGAGCCGGCUGAAGGAGGCCCUGAACAGCCUGUCCCAGCUCUCCUACGCCCCCAAGAGGCCGAGUGCGGCGGUGGAGCCUCUGCAGCAGCAGGUCAAGCAGCUGCAGUACCAGCUGGUGGAGACUAAGAAGCAGCACCAUGAGAUCGUGUCGGUCUACAGAAUGCACCUCCUAUAUGCUGUCCAGGGCCAGAUGGAUGAAGAUGUUCAGAAGGCUUUGAAACAGAUACUGAUGAUGUGCAAGAUGCCAACAGAAGCCAAGUGAGACUGCAGAGUUCGUUUACACGCCGCCAGGCAGACUGCGGGUACCGUCUCUUUACCCGAAACCGAAAUGUGCACUGAACCUUCCCGCUAAAAGCAGAGCGCAUCCCGGAGCGGGGCCGUCCUGGGGCUCUCCUCUGCCCCCAGAGGCGAAAUGGUGCCAUUGCAUUCAACAUCCUGUGUCCUGCAGCUGUCCAGCAGAGAAUCAUGGGAGAUGUAGUCCAUACAGACCCGUGGGUGCUCUCUCCAUUGAGUAAAAUUGGGUGGUUAAAUUUUGCAUUUCAAAUAUUUUAAUAGGUAUUUUCAAAACAAAGAAGUUACUUAUUUAUUAUUUUGAUUGUUGAAAAAAAAAAAAAAUUUCAAAAGCACAUUCAAUGUAUGAGAAGUUUGAGGAACUGAAAAUGCAUGUUUUUUUAUGUUUCUAUUAACAUUUUUCUAUUAGCAUGUACAUGUUUAUAAAAAAAAAAACAAUAUUUUACAGAGCAUGCAUGUUUUGUAGCUACUCAAAUUUUUUGGAAAUUCAGACGAGGAAAGUGUAGUUGUAUUUUUAUAUUAUUCCUUAGUUUGUGCGUUUUUAUGUUUGAAUAAAGCAGUUGGCGUUGGGUGAAUUAUUGAGCCCAGAUUUUGUAGGCUGAUGAUGGAAUGUGGCGGAAGGCUUUUCACAUGGCCUUCCUCUUCCUCCCUGUGGACAUGAGCUGUGUUUACCCUUUCAUCAUCCGCUUCUCAAACACCCCAGCCUGUAUUACUGCUGAUUCACAUUCAGCUGUGUGCGUGUGCGUGUGUCUGUAUGUGCAAGCCUUCUUCAGCAUUACCCAUCACACUGUUUUCGGGGGGGAAAAGAUGUCACUAUUUUGUUUAGACUGAAUUUAUACAAGUAUUAUCUUGAGUCAAAGCUGAAAGAUGAGUGUUUUCUGGACAGUGUCGAUGUUACUGCGCACACACUCUCUCACGGACACACACAGGGUAUCCGCACGGACACACACACACACGGACACACACACACUCUCACACAGACACACGCGGACACACACACUCUCACACGGACACACACACACACACACACACACUCACACGGACACACACACUCUCACACACACACUCACACACGGACACACACACACUCCCACACACACUCUCGCACGGACACACACACUCUCACACACACACUCACACACGGACACACACACUCACACACACUCUCACACGGACACACACACUCACACGGACACACACACACUCUCACACGGACACACACACACUCUCACACGGACACACACACACACACACACACACUCUCACACGGACACACACACACUCUCACACGGACACACACACACACACACACACUCUCACACGGACACACACACACACACACUCUCACACACACACACACACACACACACACACUCUCACACGGACACACACACACACACACACACUCUCACACACACACACACACACACACUCUCACACACACACACACACACACACACACACUCACACGGACACACACACACACACACACUCACACGGACACACACAGGGUAUCUGCACGCUAAAGCGUUGCUCCGCUGUGCGGGUCGUUGCCGUUUAGCAGCCAAGCUGGGUACCGGACUGUGCUUCAGUGAAAACCACUUCAUCAGCUUCAGUGAAAACCACUUCAUCAGCUUCAGUGAAAACCACUUCCUCAGCUUCAGUGAAAACCACUUCAUCAGCUUCAGUGAAAACCACAGUCAUGCUUUAUUCUACAGGACAUUACCUAGUAUUUACUGGAUAGGGACACAGCUACUUGCGCAAUUAUUAGGUAACUACUUUGAGUUCAGUGGUAAAUAAUAAAACAGGAAUGACCAUUUGCGAGUACUGUCUAAAUAUAUUUUACAGCCCGUUUCAUAGUACUUGCCUCUGAAAUCAAAAGUGUAAAAAUAUUGGUUGCCCAGUAAAUACUAGGUAAUUAACCGGCCGUAAAAUAUUUCAUUCUAUUAGAUUUACUUCAUAAUGCGUAUUUCAUGAACAAACGCAUAGACGGCUAAUGCAUCUUGACACUUGUCUUACGAGUUCAAAGACAACGGACUAGCUGAGGUAUGUUUAACUACGAUGUCUUACCUUGAACCAAUUAUUAUUCAAUUUACUUGUGCAAAACCAUAACACUACAAGAAUAACAACCUGUCACAUUUGGUGUAAAUUGCCUGACAGGUUUUCUUUGGGUAUGUAAUGUUUUUUUUCUGAACAAGUCUGUACUGGAAGAUGAAUGUUGUUGAGCACACCUGGUGAAUCUAGGUGAUUGUACUGGACUGCGUGGUUUAAAGUCCAAGAGCUGGGUUAGGACCUCUCUUAAGCACUUGCUUCAGUCAGGAGUGGACAUGUUGCUUCAGUCAGGAGCGGACAUGUGCAUGUUGUUCACGGUUAGCGGUGUGUAGGGCGUGUUACCGUAAUAGGAAUAUAUAUAUAUUUGAUAUUGACGGCCUGUUCGCUUGAGACGCUCCCGAAGGCUGUCCUUACGCCAUAAUGAGGCUCCACACCAGGGACUGAAUGAGUGAAUGUAGUAAUGAAGGGGUGAGUGUGUUGGUGAAUGAGUGAAGUUGUGCUGUUACCCAGGUGCAUGUUUAUGUAGAGGCUGUGUAGGUUGUAAAAGUAUUUUCAAAGAAGGGAUUUUUUUUUGAUGAGAUAGAAAAAAAAAUUGUUUUCCCCCCCAACUAUACAAGCAUUUCCGAUUUCUUAAUAAACUGUUAAGAACAUUGA
This is a messenger RNA of Conger conger (European conger), 5859 nucleotides long. RefSeq names its product retinoic acid induced 14 (gene rai14). The record is from RefSeq and is a predicted model, not a curated record. NCBI's taxonomy places the organism in Eukaryota, Metazoa, Chordata, Actinopteri, Anguilliformes, Congridae. The transcript has 18 exons. The coding region runs from base 287 to 3124 and encodes 945 amino acids. Gene Ontology annotation, molecular function: actin binding.